AUGGCAGCCGACUCCGCCAGUGCAUGUUCGGACUUUACAUUCACCUCUCACCCCUCGGUAUCGCCAUUCACAGUGCCGUAUCAGAGAUACAUCACCGACGGGGCCGCACGCGCAGGAAGCCUGGACUACCAAUACGUCGCUGUGGGCGCUCUCGUCUUUUCUCGCUCUCCCAGCUCGACCGCCACGGCCGCCACGGCCGAAAGCACUCCCACGGACGCGGACGAACUACGUGUCCUCCUCGUCCAGCGCGCGGCCCAUGACUCGGCGCCUUUGCGCUGGGAGAUCCCCGGCGGUGCGUGCGACCUCGAUGAUCCCAGUAUCCUGCACUCGGUCGCCCGAGAGUUAUGGGAAGAGACCGGACUCAUCGCGAAAAGCAUCGGUCCCCUCGUCGGCCAAGGGCGCUUUUUUGUCACGCGGAGUGUGGAGGUGGAGGGAGGAGGAAAUCCCGCUGGCACGCCCCAGGUUAGGCUAGAUCCGAAUGAGCAUGCGAAUUAUGUAUGGGCAACAGAGGAAGAGUGUCGGGAUCGCAGGACGAAAGGGGCGAGUCUUGAGUUGAUAUUUACAACGUCUCAGCAGCAGGCGACGCUGCUUGAAGGGUUUGAGAUACGAAAGGAAUUCGAUAGAACGAAGAUAAUGCCCUGA
Messenger RNA from Fonsecaea multimorphosa CBS 102226, 642 nucleotides. RefSeq lists its product as uncharacterized. The transcript is spliced from 2 exons. NCBI's taxonomy places the organism in Eukaryota, Fungi, Ascomycota, Eurotiomycetes, Chaetothyriales, Herpotrichiellaceae. The record is from RefSeq and is a predicted model, not a curated record. Bases 1 to 642 code for a protein of 213 amino acids.